Prorocentrum cordatum is the source of this 2532-nucleotide messenger RNA. Lineage: Eukaryota; Dinophyceae; Prorocentrales; Prorocentraceae. The record is from the annotation of a GenBank genome assembly.
CCGCAUAGUAAGGAUGGGCAAUUUUCCCAAGGGUACCCCGUAGCCAUUUUGGCUCAAGCUGUUCUUGCUCAAGCUGUUCUGGCUGAGCUAUCUCCCCACUAUCUGCUUCCAUUCCUAUAUUCCUUUUUUUCUGCCGCUUACGCCGCCCAGCCUCGCUCAUGGCACGGGAGAUGAACGGCGCCAGCGCGUGGCUCCAGGUGACGAUCGAAGCCGCGGUGGCUGGCGCGUCCCGAGCUCAGCAACAACCGCAGCGGCCACUGCGUCUGCGGCCGAGCAGGGCGCCCGAGUUUCGGCUGCUCCCCAGUGCGCCAGCGCCCUCGGCGCUCCCGGCGCUGGAGGCGGACAGCCUGGCACCCUCCCCGGUGCCCCUGGAGCUAACGGCCGGGAGCCCGACGGGGUCUGUGGCAAGGGAGCGGGAGCCGCUUCCCAUACCCUCGCGCCCACCAAAACGCUGGACACCGCCGAGGAGGAAAAACCCGAGCUGGCGGGGCUCGCCUGCGCCCGCAACGCCCGAGGGGGCCAUCCCAGCCGCGGCGGUGGCGCCGCCCGCUGGGGCCAUCACGGUGCUGCCGCGCUGGCAGCGUUUGGCUGCUUCGCGGGAGUUGCCAGCUGCCAGAGGCGGACACGCGCAUCGUGCGCACCCCGCCGCGGAGGGGGCGCCCCCGCACACCCCGGUCGCCGAACCCUGGCCCGAGGACGCGCUCCAGAACGCCCCCGUCGCCCAGCCCUCUCCGCGAGGCGCGCCGGCUGCGAGCGGCGCGGCGACGGGCCGCCACGGAGAGCAAGAAGCCUUAGCGGGCCCAGCCCAUUAUUAUCGGCUUGACGGGAAUGAGGAGGACAGUGAUGAGGAUUGCCCGUCUGUUGCCGAGACGCCAGACGUGUUGGCGGCCUGGUGGCACGGCUUCUUGCUCGGCUCUCUCAUGAUCGCUGCCUCGGUGCCCCGAGCGCGGUGCAUGGCGGCCGUGCUCAGCGCCGCUGCGGCGUCCGAGCCCGCGUCCGCGCUCAGCGAGUGCUCGAGUCCAGCUCCUGGGGGUAUCAUCGUAUCGGACUCGGACCUGGAGUGCGACGUCAGGCCCGGGCCCCAGAGCUCGCAGGACGACUUCGACUCCCAGGCUGAUGACGGCGACACCCAGGCUGACGACAUCGACGUCGACUCAGGAUAUUCGCCACAAGGAGGUCGUGCCGAUGGACAAGGAGGUCGUGCCGAUGGACAUCGACGACGCCCUCCCCGACGCCGUUCCCGACGCCCACGACGCCUUUUCCUGGCGCCUUUCCCGACGCCCACGACGCCCUUCCCCACGUCGCCCUUCCCGACGCCCCCGGCGCCCUUCCCGACGCUCACGACGCCUUCGCCCGAGCAGGGCGCAAGGGCGGCGAGCAACUCUCGUCUACGCAGGGCGAUGGUGUCGCCGCCGAGGCAGCCGCGGCCCCAGCCGACGCUCUACUCAAUGCCGCGGACGCCUCUGCGCACCUUGCGAGAUUUAGUACGGCAUCGGCAGGGGCAUCGACGCCGUCCAUGUCGCAAUCGCAGUGCAGCAUGGAGUACAUCAAGGUGCUGGCGAAGGUCAAGGCAUGGCACGAGGAAGGUACAGCGGCUGCCGACAUCCUCUGGCGCUUGCAGCAUGCAGCGGACCGCCUCCAGCGUCGAGGAGCGGAUCGCUGGGACCGCCGCCUGGUGCGACAGGGCGUUGCGCACGCGGCGGCCGCGGCGCGUAUGCGGCAAGGGGGCCUGGCCUAGCCCCCUGAGCUCCCGGUGCGCACGCCGGUGCUGUCUCCAUCGUUUUCACCCCCACUGCAGCCGCGGUGGCGUCGUCUCCGGUGCCAGGCGGGAUCAGCGUGCUCGUGGAGCUCGUUCUCGCAAUCUGCUUCAUGGAGUGCUACGUGUUACAUCCGCAAUAUCUUCGCAGGGGGCUCGCUCUCCUUGGCUCCAUCGUGGUGUGGUCCUGCUCCUUCUCUGCGGCCCUCUCGCUGAGGCUCGUGAUGCAGGCCGUCUCUUUGUCGCUGAGGCCCUCUAGCUGAGGCUCGUGAUCCAGGCGUCCACCGGAUGAGAAUAUCCGCGCCGUUCUCGGGUGCGCAUUUUUAGUUUGUUAGCGUCCCGCCGUUGCUGCGACAGUCUUCUGAUUAUUUUCCAGCGCGGCCCGCGCUGUUACGACAAUUUCGGUGCAUUUCCCCCCCCGCCGCUGCGUUACGACGGGCGUUUGCUAAUCAUCUCUCCCAGUUUCGUCUGCUCUUCCUUCCCCCUUCCUUCCUCCUCUCCCUCGGCUUAGGUUACGGAUCUUUGUCCCCGCGGCAUCCCGUCCCCACGUACAGCAUGUUGCUUGACCGGGGGGGCGCUGCCGGACAAGGUCGACGCAUGCGUUGCGGCGUGCGUUUGGGGGCGACAGCUGUGCAGUUCUUAACUCGUUCCUGGUCUUCACGCUGCGGUUGAAUUGUCUCGCGCUGAUGUGGCUGCCGCGCUGCGGGAGGUCCUGUGGCCGUGCUCCUCUCCUCCUCUUCCCUUUUUAUACUAUAUAAGAACAUCGCUUUUGCCAA